GUCGUUCGUAUCCGACGAGCAUUGUUCUUUCAGCUGUAGCCGCACGACGGACGCACAUGUUCACAGAAUCCGGAGCAGAACCGUGGAACCGACGUGAAAUGACGUGGACCAACGGCGACCGCGAACAGGUCCGCCAAGACCACGGGCAUUAAUUCCCGACGAUCGACGCGUGAAUGUGCCCGUCAAGUAAUCACGAUGGAACCGCGUGGGAUGAUGAUGUCGAACCUGUCGUGCGACGGCUGCGCGGACAGCGAUCGGGAUUCCGACAGCAGCAGCAUGAUCGUGGACCCGGUGAGUCUCGACAAGAACGAUUUGUCGCCGUCCCAGUCGUCGUCGAGUCCCAUAAUACCGAGCUCCCCCGUGCCGCCCACGUCCUCGUCGCGAAACCGCGGCGGUAGUCGUAGUAAGAAGAAUUACACGAUGAUGUCGACGAACGGUCAACAAAAGGCAGCGUCGCCCGGGCAGGCCACGUCCUACGGAAACGAAAAGAUGUCCUCGUCCCUGAUCAAGCCGCCGUACUCCUACAUAGCCCUGAUCACGAUGGCCAUACUCCAAUCGCCCCAGAAGAAGCUCACCCUGAGCGGGAUCUGCGAGUUCAUAAUGUCGCGGUUCCCCUACUACCACGACAAGUUCCCCGCCUGGCAAAACUCCAUACGACACAACCUGUCCCUGAACGACUGCUUCAUCAAGAUACCGCGCGAGCCCGGGAACCCCGGCAAAGGCAACUACUGGACGCUGGACCCUCUGGCCGAGGACAUGUUCGACAACGGGAGCUUCCUGCGGCGCAGGAAGAGGUACAAGAGGCCACCGCCGCAUUAUGUACUCCGCGACAGAGCGAUCAUGGCCACGUUCGCCAUCUGCGGCGACCGAGGACCGUGCCCCGGCGGCGGCGGUGGGCAUCCCGGCGCUCUGACUUAUCCCAGCGCCGCCUACCUGUCCCCGCCGCCCGGUCUGCCGUUGCUCGACUUCUCUCCUUCGACCUUGGAGGCCCUCAAACUCGGCGGGUUCCUGGAACCGCCGCCGCCGCUGUACAAACCCGUGCCCAUCACCGCCCCGCCGAUCAGGCAGCUGGACCCGACGCCCACGAGGACCAGCACGAUACCAACGAGUCAUCCUCCGGUCGACAAGAAGAGGAACUUCAGUAUCGACGCUCUGAUCGGCAAGCAGGCAGCCAGCGACCAGAACUGCGGCGGUUUGUUGGAUCUCAGUCCGACGGAACAUCGGGAGAUCAGAAGUCAAGCGUCCGCUUUCUCGCCUCUGAUCUAG
Messenger RNA from Colletes gigas, 1266 nucleotides. RefSeq names its product forkhead box protein D3-like. Bases 196 to 1266 code for a protein of 356 amino acids. The record is from RefSeq and is a predicted model, not a curated record. The transcript has a single exon. Gene Ontology annotation, molecular function: DNA-binding transcription factor activity, RNA polymerase II-specific; RNA polymerase II cis-regulatory region sequence-specific DNA binding. Gene Ontology annotation, biological process: regulation of transcription by RNA polymerase II; anatomical structure morphogenesis; cell differentiation. NCBI's taxonomy places the organism in Eukaryota, Metazoa, Arthropoda, Insecta, Hymenoptera, Colletidae.